UUCAUAAAUUAGUUUUUUGAAGCAGGCGUUCCCAUUUAUUUAUUCAAAAAUAUUUUUCAAAAGCGAAAUUCUAGAAAGCAAUUUUAAAUAAUUUAAGUGAAAAAAGUAGAAAAUCAAAAACCUUACCACUGAUGGGGGAGCGAUUGGCUUUUUUCGAGAACCAUGUUCUUAAGACCUUAAGAAUCAAACAAGAAAAAUGGGCCAAAAUGAUCACGACGGAUAUUUAUAAGGAAACUAUUAUGGGAUUCCUAGACGAACCAUAUCAGCAGCGACUAAUAUUUACAAUGAAUGCUGCAUCAUUACCUGUUCCAUCCUAUGACUUUCCAUCAAAGCCACGAAGUAAAAUAGUAUUUUUUGUUCGACAAAAUUUACCAACAACAUUGACCGAAGAAAAUAUAAGAAAAGCUCUACUCUACGGCGAUCUUUUACCAAAUGUUCUUGAGAAUUUGGUCGUACUAUUUGAUGAUGUCAUUUUCCCAAUACUAAAUAAUCCAGCAAAUCAAAACGGAUGGACUUCUGUUAUGGUAAAUGAUAUGAAAACUGAAAGUCAAGAAUUUCGAAAUUGUAUAGCUCAAAUGAAAGGACAAAUGAUCAAUCGAACAAUUUUACCACUGCCAAUUUGUAUUGACGAAGUGAUGGAAAUGGUACCAAACAUGGCUCAAGGUAAUUUUUCAAAAUUCACAAGCAUAAUGAAACAUUCACUCGAAGGAAUGAUCGUCAAAUGGAUUGAUUCUAUAAAUGAUUUCAUUAAUGUAUCUGCAAGAGAAUACAUAUUCAAAAAAGAAAAAUACCCACGUCCUGAAAAUUUGAUAAACUUUUGGGAAGCUCGAUUAGAAAAUUUGGAAAAUCUAGUCGACCAGUUGGGUGACAUAAGGAUCAAAACAAUUGGAUUUGUUUUAGAAAAAAUAAAUUCCGUUUUCGAAAUGUCAUUUAGAUCUAUUGUUGAAAAGAUAAUGGAAGCUUUAGUUGAAGCACGAGAUAUUAAGUUAUAUUUGUCACCAUUGAAAAAAAUUGUGGAUCGCUUUGAAACCAAUGAUUUGAAUGAAACUACCAAAGACAUCCGACCACUCUUACUCAAUAUUGGAUUGGUUUGGGCCAAUUCCAAGUACUUUCAUACCGUUGACAAUAUGUCAUUGCUAUUUAUCUUGGUUAAUAAUACAUUGAUCGAUUGUGCCAGUAGAACUAUAGAGCCCGAUGCUAUAUUUCAAGGUGACGUUGAUGAGGCUCACAAUAGAGUUAAUUUGGUAAUUGGCCAUUUGGAACAUUACAGGAAAAUCUAUCACGAAUGUCGAUCAGAUUUGUUAAAAUUCAAACAAAACACCGAGUUCAAUUCUCAAGAUUGGACAUGGCAACUUGAUACGAUCUUCUCAAGAUUCGAUGCAUUUAUCGAAAGACUUCACAAGAUGAAUGAAAUUUUCACGAUUGGCAUUAGUUUUAACAAGUUGGAAAAAAUUACUAUCGGUGGUCUUAAGGGUCGCUCCAUAAGCCAUUCAGUUGAUGUUAUUUUGGAAGAAUAUAACACCGCUUAUAGAGAGUGGGGAAAUAUUGCUUUUAAUGCACUCGACACAGACCCAGAUAAACAAGAUUUCACCAAGGAAAAAGAAAAAUUUGACACUAAGGCUGAAAUUCUAGAAAGAAGACUUGCUUUUUUAUUUGAACAAGCUUUUGAGGAUUGCCGAGAACUUAAAAUUUGUGGAAGCCUACUUAAUCGACCAAUAAUUAAGGAACAACUAGAAAAUCAGUUUGUUUCUUUUGUGGAGGACUUUAAUAAUGAGCUAGAUGCUACUGCAAGUGAUUUUGCAAAAUUUGCUGAAAUAUUCAAAAGAUACGGAAUCGAGGCGAUGUCAACUGGCAGCUACUUUCCGAACGUUUCAGGAGCAAUUUCUUGGCUUACAAAACUUAGAAAUCGUGUGGCUUCGAUGAAUACCGACUUUGGACUCUAUGAUGUUCAGUUCUUUCAAAACGAAUUUGGCAUUGAAACUCUCUCCAGAUAUGACCAACUCUUGAAGUCCAUUAACGAACUCAAACUUGAAAUCCUAGAAAAAUGGCAAUAUCAUAUAACAGAAGUUAUUGAAAUAAAAAUGAAUCAACCAGUUUUGAAAAAAGAAGAACUUGGAAAAAAUGUCGACAAAUUCAAACUUGUUGUUAAUUUUGAUAUUGAGCUCCAAACCACCCUCAAAAACACAAGGACCUUACUUCUACUUGGCAGCACUAUCUCCGAGCCUAUAUUGGAAUUCUACAACAGAGACAAUAAACUAUGGGAGGCCAGGAUAAAAUUAAUGCGAAUUGUUGAGUGGUAUAAUGAUAUCAACCACAGAGCCAACUCCUAUGAACUAAACCUGCUUCGCUUGGAAAUGGCAGAAAUCGAUGAACGUUUGGUUCCUCUUUUAACCACAGAUCUAUGGAAGAAAUUUAAUAUUGAAUAUAUUGCCGGAAUUUUCAUGACUAUCAAGAGAUUACACUUGCGACUUCAGCAAAGUCAAAAUAAUAUUGAUGCAAUCAAGCGGAGUAUCCAAUCGUGGGGAAAAAUUCCAUUGUACCUUAGGAAAGAUAAGAAUCCAAAAGCAUUGCUCGACUGCAAGGACAGGACAUCCAUUAUUCAGCGCCGAAAGCAUUUAGCGAACGGCACAAUGAAGCUGAUAGAACAGCUUAUGAUGCUGAAUUUGAAAUUGUUUUUUGAUUUGCCAAUUGAGGAUUCAGAAAUGCCAGUGACUCCAGAUGAUGACACUGUGAGACGGGUGGAAAGUAUCACGGCUGAGCCAACUGUUAUUCCUGAAUUAGAUCCUGAGUUUGCUCAAAGACACGGAUCCGUUUCAAAUGAAGUGCUUUUUACUUCAAAGCAAAGAUUUGAAUUACUUCAAAAUUUCCCACAAGAUAAAGUUGCAAAUUUCCAUAAAUAUGAGAAUUAUGUUGAUGAGCAAAUCGCCGAGCAACUAUUGGAUGCGGUAGUCACAAGUUUGACCUAUCUUCGCAUGGAACUUGAGAACCGCUUUGAAAAUGAUGCUCCAAUAUUUGAAGUGCUGAUGGAACUCCAGUUAUCUCACAUUGUUUUCUUCCCCAACAUAGAGACUUCCCAAAGGCAUGGCUUUACUUUUCUGAUUGAGAGCAUUAUGGAAGAUAUGUUCCAGCAGCUUACAAUGCUCAAACGAGUGUCUCCGAAUGUAGUCGUUCCAGGCGAGGAUUCAAGAGGCGAUGAUUUCAGAGAUGAAAUAAGAGACAAGUUGGAUAUUCACAAAACCCGUAAUGAUAUUUUGCAAAAAGUUAAAUAUGGGCUUCAAGCUAUCCGUACCCAUGUCAAAUACUAUUCCGAUUAUAGUUUCAUCUGGGUCGAAGAAAGACCCAAUUAUUUGAAAGAAAUUAAGUUGUACGGAAGACCUUUAACACCUGCCGAACGAGAUCCUGAAGACGGGGGUGAAAUCAAAGUUGCCCCACUUAAAGAAGUUCAUCCUCCCUUGAGUGUAUACAAGGAACAGUUGAACAAGUUUAUAGCCCUCCGAGAUGAAGUUGAGAAAUGGGAGUACUUCCAAGAUUUUAAUGUUUGGUUAAGACUCAACAAAAAAAGAUUUCGAAAUGGUGUCCUGAAUGAAAUAGGCAAAUGGAUAAGUUUGUUUAAGUGUGAUUUGAUUGAUCGUGUAGAGAAUUCAUUACAGGAGCUUGAAGAUUUUAUAAAUGAAGCAAAAACAACACUAUCAUUAGAAUUGGAUAAGGAAGAUUUGGAUGGUUUACUGAAGAUCAUGGGCAUUCUGAGCGCAAUCAAUGAAAAACAAUUCAUUUACGAUGAAAUGUUUGAACCAAUCAAGGAAAUUGUAGAACUACUGAAACUCUAUAGCUAUGAAUUCCCGAAUAGUGUCCUAACACAAUUGACAGAUUUGCCAGACAUGUGGCUUAAAACUAAACGAGAUGCUGUGAGUGUUAAACAAACAAUAGGACCAAUGCAGGCUUAUCAAGUGGAUUUGAUUGAGAAACGAAUUACUCUGUUCAACAAUAUGUCGACUUUGUAUAGAAAUAGGUUCCUAAGUGGAGAACUUUUCCUUGUUACUUGUGACUUUCCUUAUCGUCUUAUUGAUAAAACAAGCUUGGAACUAAAUGAAAUCGAAAAAAGACAACAACAUCUUGCCAGUUCAGCUGUUUUGUUCGAAUUGCAGGGGCCUGACAUGUCGAAAAUAAACCGCUGCCGGAGUGACCUAGCUCUGUUGAAACAGAUGUGGGACUACUUCAUUAGCAUAGACUCAACUAUUACAGAUUGGAAGACUACACCAUGGAAGAAGAUCGACAUCGAAGCAAUGGAUAUGGAAUGCAAGAAAAUUGGCAAGGAAUUACGCGGUCUUGGCAAGGAAAUGAGAUCAUGGGCUCCAUAUGUUUAUAUGGAGAAUUCAUUAAAAAACCUAAUGACUUCCCUGCGAGCAAUUACUGAGCUACAAAAUCCUGCAAUCAAAGACCGCCACUGGAUGGAGCUAAUGCAAACUACGAAAGUCAAGUUCAGCAUGCAUGACUCAACCACCCUAAAAGACUUGAUAGACCUUAAUUUACACAAGUUCGAAGAAGAAGUUAAGAAUAUUGUCGACAAAUCGGUGAAAGAAAUGGCAAUGGAAAAAGUGUUGCGAGAUCUUCAAGCGACUUGGUCUGAAAUGGAAUUUGGCACAGAACUCCAUGACCGUACUGGACUUAAGCUGCUUAAAGCUUCGGAAGAAAUGAUAGAAACUUUAGAAGAUCAUCAAGUUCAAUUGCAAAAUAUGCUAUCUUCCAAAUUUAUUGGAUAUUUCUUGAAACAAGUCACUGAUUGGCAAAAUAAACUUUCGAAUGCUGACCAAGUUAUUUCAGCAUGGUUUGAAGUGCAACGGAAAUGGCAAUAUCUGGAAAGUAUAUUCAUCGGCUCUGAAGACAUAAGAAAUCAGCUGCCAGAAGACUCGAAGAGAUUUGAUUCAAUUGACAGAGAUUUCAAAAACCUUCUAGAUCAAAUGGCCAAUGACCGCAAUGUCGUUAGAUCGACAAACAGAGGUGGGGGAAAACUAUACGAUACCCUUGAAAGGCUUUUAAAGCAACUCUUGCUAUGCGAAAAAGCAUUAAACGAUUAUUUGGAAACAAAACGUCUUGCAUAUCCCAGGUUUUACUUCGUCUCUUCGGCAGACUUACUGGAUAUUCUGUCGAACGGCAACAAUCCAAAAAUGGUGAGUCGUCAUUUGACAAAACUAUAUGAUUCUCUUGGAAGCCUCUCACUUAUCGAGGGCACAAAGCUUUCAAAAGGAAUGGUAGCUAAAGAACUCGAAGAAUUUAUUCCAUUCAUGCAAAAAUGUGAUUGCAGUGGAAAAGUUGAAACAUGGUUAAAUCGUGUAACUGAUGAAAUGCGAAACACCCUCCGUCACCAUUUUCGUCAAGCAGUCAUUGCCUAUGAGAAAAAACCCCGACACAUCUGGAUAUUCGAAUGGCCCGCACAGCCAGCCCUGGUGACCACUCAAAUCUGGUGGACAACCGAAACAGACGAUGCUUUUGUUAAAGUAAGCAUGCGAUACGAAAACGCCAUAAAGGACUACAACAGGAAGCAAAUCAACCAAUUGAACGCCCUCAUCACACUUCUACUUGGCGACUUGACCCCCGGGGAAAGACAAAAAAUUAUGACCGUUUGCACAAUUGACGUUCACAGUCGAGAUGUUGUUUCGAAAAUAAUCCAACAAAAAGUGGAUGUUGCCACGGCAUUCCAAUGGCAGAGUCAACUUCGCCACAGAUGGGACACAAAACAUGACGAUUGUUUUGCUAACAUCUGCGAUGCCCAAUUUAAAUACGACUACGAGUAUCUUGGGAACACUCCACGUUUGGUUAUAACACCACUAACUGACCGUUGUUACAUCACCCUCACACAGUCUCUGCACCUCAUAAUGGGAGGUGCUCCCGCUGGGCCAGCUGGAACUGGCAAAACCGAAACUACCAAAGAUCUAGGUCGCGCACUGGGAAUGAUGGUGUAUGUAUUUAACUGCUCUGAACAAAUGGAUUACAAAUCCUGCGGCAACAUUCACAAGGGAUUAGCUCAAACGGGGGCGUGGGGUUGCUUCGAUGAAUUCAAUAGAAUUUCGGUCGAAGUUCUGUCUGUCGUCGCUGUUCAGGUGAAGUGCAUACAGGACGCAAUAAAGGCUAAAAAGUCUGUGUUCAAUUUCCUUGGCGAGAUAAUAGCACUAAGGCCAACGGUGGGAAUGUUCAUAACAAUGAAUCCAGGAUAUGCAGGCCGAGCUGAACUUCCAGAGAACUUAAAAGCGCUAUAUCGUCCAUGUGCAAUGGUUGUGCCCGACUUUGCCCUAAUCUGCGAAAUCAUGUUGGUUGCAGAGGGAUUUCAAGAAGCACGUCUUUUGGCUCGAAAAUUUAUUACAUUAUAUACUCUGUGCAAAGAGCUUUUAUCGAAGCAGGAUCAUUACGACUGGGGACUGAGGGCAAUAAAAUCAGUUCUGGUGGUUGCCGGAUCACUAAGGAGAGAUGAUAGAUAUCGCCCAGAAGAUCAAGUUCUUAUGCGUGCUCUGCGUGACUUUAAUACUCCCAAAAUUGUAACCGAUGACGUUAGUAUAUUCAUGGGUCUCAUUGGCGAUCUAUUCCCAGCUCUAGAUGUCCCACGCAAAAGAAAUUUGGACUUUGAAGCAAUUAUCAAAAAAUCAGCAGUAGAUCUAUCUCUACAACCCGAAGCAGGUUUCAUAUUGAAAAUUGUUCAACUCGAAGAACUUUUUGCUGUCCGCCAUUCAGUGUUUAUCAUUGGUUAUGCUGGUACGGGGAAAAGUGCUGUUUGGAAAACAUUAUUCAAAACAUAUCAAAACCAAAAGCGAAAACCUCUUUACAAUGACCUAAAUCCCAAGGCAGUCACAAAUGAUGAGCUUUUUGGUAUUGUUAAUCCGGCGACAAGAGAAUGGAAAGAUGGUCUUUUCUCAAUUAUAAUGCGGGAUCAAGCUAACACCCCUGGAAAUGGACCUAAAUGGAUUGUACUAGAUGGUGAUAUUGAUCCGAUGUGGAUUGAAAGCUUGAACACCGUCAUGGACGAUAAUAAAGUUCUUACAUUAGCCAGUAACGAACGGAUUGCCUUAACAAAAGAAAUGCGCCUACUUUUCGAAAUUGCUAAUCUCAAAACAGCAACCCCAGCAACAGUAUCUCGAGCUGGAAUCCUCUACAUAAAUCCCCAAGAUCUUGGAUGGAAUCCUUCGGUUGCCUCAUGGUUACAAAAACGACAGAAUAACACCGAACAAUCUAUCUUGAUAAUUCUCUUCGAAAAGUAUGUCCCACCUUUGCUAGAAGCCUUGAAAACCAAACUCAAGAAAAUAACCCCGAUUUCUGACAUAGCUAUGCUACAAAUGACAUGUUACUUGCUUGACUGCCUGCUUACGCCUCAAAAUGUGCCCACAGACUGUCCAAAGGAUUGGUAUGAAAUAUAUUUCGUAUUCUGCAUCAUCUGGGGUUUCGGAUCCACCCUUUUUCAAGACCAAAUAAUUGAUUGGCGCAACGAGUUCCAUAAAUGGUGGAUUAAUGAAUUUAAAACCGUAACUUUCCCCCCUGGAGGAAAUGUAUUCAGUUACUAUGUGGAUAAUGAAACAAAAAAAUUCGCCCCAUGGACAAAUCUUGUGCCUCACUUUGAACUAGACCCCGACGUUCCUUUGCAAUCAAAUUUGGUUCACACAUCAGAAACAACUCGCCUUAAAUACUUUACAGACAUUCUCAUUGCCGAACACCAUCCCAUAAUGUUUAUUGGACCUCCUGGAUCUGGAAAAACCAUCAUAAUGGGAGCGAAAUUGAACGCAUUACCUGAAGCCAAGUUCGCUGUUACAAACGUGCCAUUUAAUUUCUACACAACCUCUGAGAUGUUGCAAAGGAUUCUGGAGAAACCACUGGAAAAGAAAGCAGGUCGCAAUUUCGGUCCUCCAGGCAAUAAGCAGAUGGUUUAUUUUAUCGACGAUAUGAAUAUGCCUGAAGUUGACAAAUAUGGAACCGUACAACCACAUACUUUGAUACGACAAUUUAUGGACUAUCGCCACUGGUAUGACCGUGCAAAAAUGUCACUAAAGGAUAUCCAUCACUGCCAGUUUGCCUCCUGCAUGAACCCCACGGCUGGUUCAUUUACCAUAAAUCCGAGACUGCAGCGACAUUUUUGUUCGUUUGCCGUAAACGCUCCUGGUGGAGAAGCCUUAUUCCACAUUUUGCACUCAAUCCUCUCCCAACACAUGAAUGCUUCACAGCAUAGGUUUUCCAAGGCAACGAAGGAUAUAUGCGAGCCACUUAUCAGAGCAGCUAUUGCAAUGCACCAGAAAAUUUCGCAGACUUUUCUCCCGACUGCCGUUAAAUUUCAUUACAAUUUUAAUUUGCGGGAUCUAGCAAAUAUAUUUUCGGGUAUGUUAUACUCAAACGCAGAGACAUGUCCUAAUCCCAAUAUGCUUCUCCGUCUAUGGGUGCAUGAAUGCAAUCGUGUCUAUGGAGAUAAAUUGGUCGACCAAACUGAUAUAGCCACCUACCAAAAGUUGAUUGCCGAGAACGUUCGCAAGGGCGUCGAAGUGUAUAAUGAAGAGGUUGUGUUUGAAAAACCCCACAUUUUCUUCCACUACGCAAAAGGAUUGUCCGAUGUCAAAUACAUGCCCGUUAAAGGUUGGGAGCGCCUAAGCAAACUGCUCGAAGAAGCUCAAGAACGUUACAAUGACUUUGUGGGUGCCAUGAAUCUCGUCCUCUUCGAAGAUGCCAUGAGUCACGUUUGCCGCAUCAGUCGCAUAAUUGAAUCUUCACGAGGAUAUGCUCUACUUAUUGGCGUAGGCGGCUCGGGAAAACAGUCACUUACUCGAUUGGCAAGUUUUAUUUCAUCUCUGGACGUCUUUCAAAUCCAAUUGACCAAGGACUACAGCAUAAAUGACCUCAAAUCCAACAUUGCAGUGCUUUACAUGAAAUGCGGCAUCAAGUCCAAUCCGUGUUGCUUUCUUAUGACCGAUGCCGAAGUAGCAAAAGAGGACUUCCUUGUCCUUAUCAAUGAUUUGCUUGCCUCGGGCGAUAUUCAUGAACUCUUCCCCGACGAAGAAAUAGAAAACAUCAUCGGAGCAAUACGAAACGAAGUCAAACAAGCUGGCAUAUUCGAUAGCCGAGAAAAUUGUUGGAAAUUUUUUAUUGACAAGGUACGUGGACUACUCAAAGUCGUGCUGUGCUUCUCGCCUGUCGGGCCCACUCUCAGAAUACGUGCCAGAAAAUUCCCAGCUCUUGUCAAUAACACAACAAUAGAUUGGUUCCAUGAAUGGCCAAGGGAAGCCUUGGAAAAUGUUGCAUACCGCUUUCUGUCUGAAAUCGAAUCUCUACCAACUUAUUUGGCCCCUCCUGUGUCCAAGUUCAUGGCCUAUGUCCACAAAACGGUGAACGAUAUAUCACAGCUUUACUUACUCAAUGACAAGAGGUAUAACUACACAACGCCCAAAUCCUUUUUAGAACUCAUAAGUUUAUACACGAAGCUGUUGGUGGAAAAGGUCAAAGUUAACAAAGAGAGAAUUGUUCGUCUCGAGAAUGGACUGAUUAAAUUGGCAUCUUGUUCGCAAGAAGUUGAUGGCCUGCAGGACGUCCUCAAGCUGCAAGAAGUUGAAUUGGCAGUUAAGAAUAAAGAAGCAGAUAAUCUAAUCGUCGUUGUGAGUACAGAAAAUGAAAAGGUGUCCAAGGAGAGAGUGUUUGCGACACAGGAGGAAAAAAAGGUCAGGCAAAUAGAAGAAGAUGUAACGGCAAAGGCUUCACUUUGUGAAGAAGACUUUCGAAAGGCACAACCCGCAUUGCUGGCCGCACAAGAAGCCCUUAAUACUUUGAACAAAAACAAUCUCACCGAACUUAAAUCAUUUGGUUCUCCCCCCGAUGCCGUAGUCAGCGUGUGUGGGGCAGUGUUGGUUCUUUUCGCUCCCAAAGGUAAGAUACCAAAAGAUCGAAGCUGGAAGGCAGCUCGUGUGAUGAUGGGCAAUGUUGAUAAGUUUCUCAACGAUUUGAUAAACUAUGACAAAAAACACAUCCACCCGGAUGUGAUUAAGGCUCUACAGCCGUACAUUAAUGACCCAGAAUUUAAUCCGGAGAAAAUUGUUUCGAAGUCGCAAGCGGCAGCCGGUCUCUGUUCGUGGGUGAUAAACAUUAAUCGAUUCUACGAGGUGUAUUUGGUGGUGGAGCCAAAGGAGCGAGCAUUGGUGGAUGCCGAACGAGAACUGCAAGAUGCCAGAGAUAAACUAACAGCGCUUAAUAAUCGCCUGAAUGAACUCGAGGAGAAAUUGAACAUUUUGCAGGCAGACUUCGACAAUGCUCUGGCAAAGAAACAAAAAUGCCAGGACGAAGCCGAUAAAACCGCAUUCACGAUUGACUUGGCAAACAGAUUGAUUGGUGGACUUGCAUCGGAGAAGAUUCGUUGGACGGAAUCGGUGAAAAGCCUAAAUGCUAGUCAAAUUACCUUGCCUGGAGAUAUUCUGCUCAUAUCAUGUUUUAUAUCGUACGUCGGAUGUUUCACGAGAGUGUAUAGGGUUGAGUUGCAAACAAAAUUAUGGAUGCCUACUUUUAAGACAUCAGAGCCUCCUAUUCCGGUUUCGGAAGACAGUGACCCUUUUGCUAUGAUUUGUGAUGAUGCCCAGAUAGCUGAAUGGAAUAACCAAGGUCUGCCGAGCGAUCGAAUGUCGGCUGAAAAUGCCGCAAUUUUGGUCCACUCAGAGCGGUAUCCACUAAUGAUUGAUCCACAACUGCAAGGCAUCAAAUGGGUCAAACAAAAGUACCAUAAUAACAUAGUAGUUUUACGUUUAACUCAACGAGGCUACCUGGACGUAGUCGAACGUGCAGUCAGCAACGGAAAUGUUCUUCUGAUUGAAAAUAUCGGCGAGAGCAUCGAUGCAGUAUUGAAUCCAUUGCUUGGCCGUAUGUUGAUUAAGAAGGGAACGUGCUUAAAAUUAGGCGACAAGGAAAUCGAUUUCAAUACAAAUUUUCGAUUAGUUUUGCAUACAAAAUUAGCAAAUCCUCACUAUAAGCCGGAAAUUCAAGCACAAACUACGUUAAUUAAUUUUACUGUCACCCGCGAUGGCUUGGAAGACCAGCUUCUGGCUGAAGUCGUAAAAGCUGAACGCCCAGAUCUGGAAGUAAUGCGGGCUAAUUUGACACAACAGCAGAAUCAGUUUAAGAUCACACUGAAGUUUCUAGAAGAUGACUUGCUACAAAGACUCUCUUCAGCUGGCGAAAAUGUCCUGCAAGAUGUUACUCUGGUUAUGAAUCUUGAAAAGACAAAGAAGACUGCUGAAGAAAUAGAAGUCAAAGUUGCGGAAGCGAAGAUAACCGCUGUUCAAAUUGACUCGGCUCGUGAGCAUUAUCGACCUGCCUCUCAAAGAGCCUCCAUUAUUUACUUCAUAUUGAAUGAUCUCUUCAAGAUCAACCCGAUAUAUCAGUUCUCCCUGAAAGCUUAUACGGUUGUGUUCUCGAAUGCUAUAGCCAAGUCAGCACCAGCUGAAAAGGUGAAAGAACGAGUGGAAAAUUUGAUAGAUUCCAUAACUUUCUACAGCUUUGUGUAUGUUUCACGUGGCCUCUUCGAAGCUGACAAACUCAUAUUCCUCACUCAAGUCGCUAUCCAGAUUCUCCUGAGCUCUGGCGAAAUCGAACCAACUGAACUUGACUUUCUCCUUAGAUUCCCUUAUUCGCCAAAUGUAACAUCGAACAUUCCAUUUCUUACAAAUGUCGCUUGGGGUGGUAUCAAGGCUCUUAGUAAUCUUGAAGCCUUCCGCGGUCUAGAUAAGGACAUUGAAACUUCGCAAAAACGUUGGCAGAAAUUCAUAGAUGGCGAGUGUCCCGAAAACGAAAAGUUUCCCGGAGAAUGGAAGAAUAAGACAGCAGUCCAAAGGCUUUGCAUCAUGCGAUGUUUAAGGCCAGACCGAAUGUCUUAUGCGAUAAAAGUUUUCAUCGAAGAAAAACUGGGAUCGAAGUACACCGACAAUCGCAUGAUGGAGUUUGCAAAGACUUUCGAAGAAUCGAGCCCGGAAACACAUAUUUUCUUUGUUCUCUCACCCGGAGUGGACCCUCUCAAGGAUGUUGAAAAACUAGGCAAGGUGCUUGGGUUCAAGACAGACAACGAAAAUUUCCACAGUGUGUCCUUGGGACAAGGACAAGAAAUCGUUGCUGAGAAUGCUAUGGAAAUCGCCUCUCAAAACGGCCAUUGGGUAAUUUUGCAAAAUAUUCAUUUAGUUGCUCGUUGGCUGCCGAGUCUUGAGAAGAAAAUUGAAGCUACACUGGUUAACGUUCACCCAGACUAUAGACUGUUUUUGAGUGCCGAACCAGCUGGAGAUCCGGCCUACCACAUUCUGCCUCAAGCAAUUCUUGAGUCAGCUAUUAAGAUUACCAACGAACCACCGACUGGAAUGCAAGCAAACAUCCAUAAGGCCUUGGAUAAUUUCAGUGACGAAACACUUGAAAUGUGCUCAAAGGAAACUGAGUUUAAGGCGAUCCUCUUUUCGUUGUGCUAUUUCCAUGCAGUGGUAGCAGAGAGAAGAAAAUUCGGGCCUCAAGGAUGGAACAGAGUGUAUCCUUUCAAUGUCGGUGACCUGACGAUAUGUGUCUAUGUGUUGUACAAUUAUUUGGAAGCUAACAGUCGAGUUCCAUGGGAAGACUUGCGGUAUCUAUUUGGCGAGAUAAUGUACGGAGGUCACAUUACGGACGACUGGGACCGUAGAUUAUGUCGCACGUAUCUGGAGGAAUUCAUGCAGCAAGAACUUGUUGAUGGUGAAUUGGAGUAUUGUCAAGGUUUUCCGGCCCCGGGAAUACUCCGGUACGAUGGAUACCAUCAAUAUAUUGACGAAAACUUGCCACCAGAAAGUCCAAACCUUUACGGCUUACACUUGAACGCCGAAAUUGGAUUCCUUACCACAGUAUCUGAGCGUCUUUUCCGCAUAGUAUUCGAGCUACAACCACGCCUGCCUGUCGGUACCGGAUCUUCCGGAGGAGCCGAACAGUCUGAAGAUGAUGUUGUAAAAGCAACUCUAGAGGACCUGCUUGACAAAAUACCUCAACAAUUCAAUAUUCCUGAGUUAAUGGCAAGAGUUGAAGACCGAAAUCCGUUCAUAAUCGUAGCAUUCCAGGAGUGUGAACGCAUGAACAUACUUAUGCGGGAGUUGUUCCGGUCUCUCAAGGAACUCGAACUGGGAUUAAAAGGAGAACUGACUAUAUCUUCUGACAUGGAGAACCUAAUGCAAUCACUUUACAUGGAUCAAGUCCCAGAAUCCUGGACAAAACUGGCCUAUCCAAGUCUAUGGGGAUUGCAAUCAUGGUUUGCGGAUCUUAUGAUGCGUCUGAGAGAGCUAGAAGGAUGGGUGGCUGACUUCAAGAUGCCCUCAUCUGUAUGGCUAGGUGGGUUUUUCAACCCUCAAAGCUUCCUUACCGCUAUUAUGCAACAGACUGCCCGUAAAAAUGAAUGGCCAUUAGAUCGGAUGUGCCUCAAUUGUGAUGUCACAAAGAAAAGGAAAGAAGAAAUUAGUGCUCCACCGAGGGAGGGAGCAUACAUAAACGGUUUGUAUAUGGAAGGCGCCCGCUGGGACACUCAAAUGGGAACAAUUGCCACAGCCUUUAUGAAGGAACUUUUCCCAUCAAUGCCGGUGUUAUUUAUAAAGGCUGUCACCCAAGACAAGCAGGACACGAAAAAUAUCUACGAAUGUCCUGUCUAUAAAAUAAGAAUGCGAGGUCCAACGUUUGUGUGGACUUUCAAUUUGAAGACUAAAGAGAAGGCUGCGAAAUGGACUCUUGCGGGUGUUUGUCUCCUUCUGCAAACAUAAAUAAAAGAAAGAAUGUAAAUACUGUACCAUCUAUUCAAUGGUUCCCAAUGCCGAAUUGGGGAUGUUUUCAUUUCUUGUUAAUUUUGUUCUCUGAUUUGUUAUCUUGUUUGUGAGUUUUUAUUGAUUUGAUUAGUUAUUAAAUUAUUUUCGUUGCAUUUCA
Episyrphus balteatus (marmalade hoverfly) is the source of this 13917-nucleotide messenger RNA. Its product is annotated as dynein beta chain, ciliary. The transcript is spliced from 26 exons. Gene Ontology annotation, cellular component: dynein complex. Gene Ontology annotation, biological process: microtubule-based movement. The record is from RefSeq and is a predicted model, not a curated record. The coding region runs from base 132 to 13757 and encodes 4541 amino acids. Gene Ontology annotation, molecular function: dynein intermediate chain binding; dynein light intermediate chain binding; ATP binding. NCBI's taxonomy places the organism in Eukaryota, Metazoa, Arthropoda, Insecta, Diptera, Syrphidae.